AUGUGGCAGCUCCACUCGGACGCCAGGCCGCCGCGCUGCGUGACGCCGACUGUCGAUUCGCCGGUCCUUCUCGGCAGAGCGUCUCACCCCGACAUGAGGAGUUGCGUCUCACGGGAGCACGCGACGCUCUCGCCCGCUCCAGACGGAGACGGGAAGCUGCUCCUCACCUCGAUCGGCCACGCGGAGACGGGCGUCCGGGGCAGUGCGGGCGCGCCGUGGGUGUGGCUGCAGAGGGGCGAGUCGUCCACCGUCAGCGAUGGGUUCGAGAUCGCUCUCAGCAGAGGGAAGGCGCCCAGCAGACGAUCUCCGCUGCCUGAGGAACCGGAUGCGGCGGUGGUGCUGAGGCUCCUCCGUCAGCCUCCGCCGGCGGCGGCGGAAGCCUCGACUGCGUCGGGCACCGCUCCGCUGGCGCUCACCGCUGAUGACGAGGGGUUGACGGAGGCGUUCGGCAAGGCGCGGCCCUACCGGAUGCUAGACGGGCGCACGACGGCGCUCUUCACGUCGUACGGCACCGACUACUCCUUCCUGGCGGAGAUGGUCGCAGGCUCGCCCGCGGCGGCGAGGCGGCGAGGCGUCACGGUGGUGGACAACUACGACCACCACCGCACGCCGGCCGGGCUCGACGAGCACACGUACACCGUCCACAACGCCGCCGUCCGCGCAAACUUCUCCGUCGUGCUGCCGCCCUUCUUCAGCGACGACACCGCCGCCGCCGACCGGACGCGCGUGCACCACGGGACGAUGCACCCAAAGAUGUGGCUGCUCGAGUUCAGCGAGGGCGGCGCGUGCGGCAGCGGCUUCCUGCGGCUCGCAAUCUCCUCGGCCAACCUCGGCCGGUACGAUGCCAAGAUCAACAACCAGGUGUGGGCGUGCGACUUUGUGCGCGCGCAGGACGCCGUCGAGGCUGCUCGCGCGCUCGGCGUCUCGCAGCUCAAGGCGGAGCUCAAGGAGCGGCGAGUCGACGCCGCCGGCUGCAGCGAGAAGGCGGAGCUGGCGGAGAGACUCGUCGAGGCGCGCCGAGCCGACUCGGCCGGCUUUGGCGCCGACCUCCUCUUCUUCGUGGAGCGGCUCGUCGGCAGAGCGGCGCCGGAGCUGUUUCGCCAGUGGGAGGCGCUGCUGAGCCGCUACGACCUCACGCCGCCCGCGGGCACGCACCUCAUCUUCUCCGCUCCUGGCCGCUACUCUGGCCCAGAGGCGGAACGCUACGGCCUCCGCGCGCUGCAGCGCCACCUCAAGGUCUUGAGCGACCGGCCAGUGGCGCAGCGGCCGACAGCGGUCGAGUACGCGUGCUCGUCGCUCGGGCAGCUCGACGACAUCCUGCAGCCGCUGCUCGGCGUGCGGCCAAACUACAAGCAGGCGCCGCGCAUGGCUGUCCGCGGAGCCUUCCUGGAGGGGCUGCACAAGCCUCCGCACGGCGCGGCGGCGCGGCUGGUGUGGCCGUCUCUGACGGCAUCGCUGCCCGCCUUUGCGCGCGGCAAGGGGAUGCUCACCAUCGGCGGCGGCAAGAACACCAUGACGGGCCCGUCCGAGUUCAAGUCGCAGCAGCUCAAGGCGUGCAUGGCGCACAAUAUCGCCGCCGACCCGCGCCGCUCCGCCACUCUCCACCACGUCAAGAUGGCCGCCGGCAUCGUCCGCCCCCUUCAGCGCGAAGGGCCGCAGCGCGAGGUGGCGCCGCUCUGCGCGUGGGUGUACGCCGGAUCCCACAACCUGUCGGGCGCCGCGUGGGGCAAGAUGGAGGCCGCGACCGGCAGUGACGACGAGAGCGGGGUCGAGGACGAGGAGUUUGUCGUCAUGUCGUACGAGGUCGGCGUGCUGCUGCUGCCGCCGGAGCCUCGCCCCUUUGCGCUGCCGUGGGUGACCGCCGCGGCCCCGUACGACCCGACCGAGGUCAAGCCCUUCUCCACCUCCCGCUACCUCGCCAUCCUGCGCGGGCGCGACUCGCGGGCGUGGGACUCGCGCGACAACCGCAUGACGGUCGACGAGGUCACGGGCGAGGCGGCCACGCUGCCCCCGCCCCUGGGCGGGCUGCUGCUGCCCACGCUGCUGACGAUACCGCUGGACGAGGUGCGCAAGCUCGUGCUGCUCAAGGUCGAGGCCGAGGCGCGCCCCUACCCCUCGGCUCCCGAGCCCGGCUCCGCGGCGCGGAGGAGGGCGCGCCACCUCAAGCGGGGCGGCACGGCGUCCACGGACGAGCUGCUCAAGGCGUCGGGCAGCUCGAUGCGGAGCGAGCCGCUGCCGCUCGGCGCAGAGGUGAGGGCCCUCCGGCUCGGAGACUUCUCGUACGGCGAGGGCGACGCAAAGGCGAUCGGCGACCCGAUCGUCACCGUCUACCAGACCGUCGGCUACAAGGCCGCCGGGGCCGACGCCUUUGGCGGCUGCUCGCACGACCCGUACCUGAUCGACUACGACCUCAUGAGCGGCGGCGACUCCGAGGAGCGCCGCCCGGCGGUGCGCGUGGUCGAUCGGCGCGGCCCCGCCGGUGUGCUCUUGGCCUUCUUCGCCGACAGCGACGGCGGCGCGACCAACACCCCGCUGCUGCAGACCCUGGCGCUCGUCCGCUCGCACUUCGGCGUCGCGCCGGCGAGCGAGUUGCCCGCGCUGGUGCUUGUGACGGCCGACCUGCAGACGCGGCUGCUCUUUUGCCGCGGCGGCGCCGCGCUCGCCGCGCUGGUGCGAGAGGGUGCGGGGCCGCUGGGGGUGCUCAAGAAGCAGUGCAACGUCUCGGUCGUCCGGUCGGCGGGCGAGGCGGUCGCGAAGCGGCGCGCGUCGCUGUGGGGCGCGGCGCGGAACGACGCCUUCUACGCGGCGUGCGUCCCCUUCCUCCGCGCGCUGCUGCUCGAGCUCCCCGUCUCUGCCGACGGCGAGCUGCAGGACCCGUACGACCCGCUCUCGCAGUACGGGGACGGGCCGCCCCAGCGGGGCGUGCUGCGGACCGACGCGCCGCGCAUCGCCCUCGUCAGCAGCAUCGGCCACCUCGUCUCGAAGCGCCGCCCCGGCGAGGCAGAGCUGCUCCCCGUCCAAAAGGUGCGCGAGGUUGUGGCGGCGCUCGUCGCGCGGCUGGCGAGCGAGCUCCGCGCGGGCGCGGAGGCGGCGCUCGAGGCCGCGAGCGAGCUCCGCGUGGAGGAGGAGGCGCUGCGCGAGCGGCUCGACGUGCUCAUCUCCUUCCGCGCGCCCGGCAGCGCGGCGCCUCGCGGCGACGGCGGCGAGCUACCCGCGGGCAGCGUCGAGGAGGAGUGGAGCGAGCGCUGGUGCAAGCCGCAGCCGGGCAUGCUGCUCGAUGCGGCGGCGCGGGCGGGCGUGGCGGCGGAGGACACCCUCCUCGUGGGGUACGAUUUUGUCGACCGCGAGGCGGCGAGUCGCGCCGGCAUCGGCUACAUCGACCAGCAGCACCUGCUCGGCGUCGAGGGCUUUGACAUCGGCUUCGACGCGGAGCGCGUGAAGGAGUUCUUUGUGCCGGGCGAGGACGCGAAGCGGCCGAGGGCGCAGGCUCCCGAGUCAUUCGCCGCCAAGAAGAAGCGGGGCGAUGGCCAGAGCCAGCCACUGCGGCGGGGCGAUCGGUCGCCUGGGGCAUCGCCGCUGCGGCCGGCGCCCAACCGGGGAGUCUGAGGCCGCUCUCCGUACUGGCAUGACUGUUACCAUUGUGUCCAUGAGCUUUGUCAGGGGUCCCCGACGCUCUUGCGCUGCGUGUGAGCUGCGGCGUGUGCAUAGUAAGUUUUGUACCAGAGUGGCAGAG
Emiliania huxleyi CCMP1516 is the source of this 3733-nucleotide messenger RNA. RefSeq lists its product as hypothetical. Bases 1 to 3606 code for a protein of 1201 amino acids. NCBI's taxonomy places the organism in Eukaryota, Haptophyta, Isochrysidales, Noelaerhabdaceae. Gene Ontology annotation, cellular component: nucleus. The transcript has 11 exons. The record is from RefSeq and is a predicted model, not a curated record. Gene Ontology annotation, biological process: single strand break repair; double-strand break repair. Gene Ontology annotation, molecular function: double-stranded DNA binding; 3'-tyrosyl-DNA phosphodiesterase activity; single-stranded DNA binding.